CACCUGAGCAGGCUGUUGGGUUUCAGAGCAGAGAGGUAUUCCAUGGUGGAAGGAAGGAGUAGGGGAGGUUGCCUCUCCCAGUUUGUGUUCAGGGCUGGGUUGUUCUCUGCCGUGCUGGGCUGAAAUGGCGAUGUUUUCUGUUACAAAACUAGGAUCUCAGCCCUGGUGAGGUGGGGGAUGAGUCAAGCUCGGACUCUGCCCCCCCCCGCCUGGUCAGUAAGAAGGACAAAGUCCAGUGGCAGGGAGAGGGGGAGGGACCUAGAUGGGGUUGUGGAGGAAGGAUUGAGGCCCAGUCAUCCAGAAAAAGCCACUGAAGCUUCUGUAUGCAUUUCUGGUGGGGGCACAUAUUGUGAGAGUGAACUGGAGCUGUAUAAGAGGAUGGAAUGUGACCUCUGGUGUUUUAUUUCUUUGGAGAGCAUUUCUAUGGACAGUCUGUGGCUCCUAUCCUCUCAGAACCUGCACUGUAUGAAAUCUGCACUUACGUACUGCCACCCACUGGAAGAACUGUGCAGCUGUGAUGGACAGUUGCCUGGGAGCACAGACUCUCACUAAUAGUGAACCACUCAAACAAGUGCAAGCAUCUCUGCUUUCCUGCCUAAAGCCUUGUCUGAAGUCAUGGCAGCUCACUCAACCCCUGACAGCCCCUUACAGGGCAGAAGGAUGCCGGUCUGCUACCGUCCCCCAGGGAACGAGACACUGCUGAGCUCGCAGUCCUCGCGGGCCACAGGCACGGCCUUCCUGCUGCUGGCGGCGCUGCUGGGUCUGCCAGGCAACGGCUUCGUAGUAUGGAGCUUGGCGGGCUGGCGGCCUGCGCGGGGGCGACCGCUGGCUGCCACGCUCGUGCUGCACCUGGCGCUGGCCGACGGCGCGGUGCUGCUGCUCACGCCGGUCUUCGUGGCCUUCCUGGCGGGGCGGGCCUGGCCCCUAGGCCAGGCGGGCUGCAAGGCGGUGUACUACGUGUGCGCGCUCAGCAUGUACGCCAGCGUCCUGCUCACCAGCCUGCUCAGCCUGCAGCGCUGCCUGGCCGUCACCCGCCCCUUCCUGGCGCCCCGGCUGCGCAGCCCGGCCCUGGCCCGCCGCCUACUGCUUGCCGUCUGGCUGGCUGCCCUGCUGCUGGCCGUCCCGGCCGCAGUCUACCGCCACCUCUGGAGAGACCAGGUGUGCCAGCUGUGCCACCCGUCGCCGGCCCACGCCGCCGCCCAUCUGAGUCUGGAGACCCUCACCGCCUUCGUGCUGCCCUUCGGGUUGGUGCUCGGCUGCUACAGCGUGACGCUGGCGCGGCUGCAGGGCAGCCGCUGGGGCGCCAGGCGACACCGGCCGCGGGUGGGCCGGCUGGUGAGCGCCAUCGUGCUCGCCUUCGGCUUGCUCUGGGCCCCCUACCACGCGGUCAAUCUUCUGCAGGCGGCCGCCGUGCUGGCGCCGCCAGAAGGGACCUUGGCGAAGCUCGGCGGGGCGGGCCAGGCGGCUCGCGCCGGAACUACGGCCUUGGCUUUCUUCAGCUCUAGUGUCAAUCCCGUGCUCUACGUAUUCACUGCCGGGGAUCUGCUGCCCCGGGCCGGUCCGAGUUUCCUCACCCGGCUAUUCGAGGGCUCCGGGGAGACCCGAGGGGGCGGCCGCUCUAGGGAGGGAACCAUGGAGCUCCGAGCUACCCCUCGGCUAAAAGUGGUGGGGCAGGGUGGGGGCAAUGGGGACCCCGGGGGCGGAGUGGAGAGGGACAGUCUGAAAUGGGACCUUUGACAUCAAACCCUACAGCAGGGCCUGCUCUUCCCCACCUCCUUUGGAUCCCCCGUAACUCAGGGAACCACUCGCGAGCAUUUGGGGGACACUUCUCAGACCACAGUUUUGGAUCUGGAAGGGCAGAAUUGUUAUAUACUUGGGGCAGGCCCAGUUUCCUCUAAACAGAGGGAUUGCCGGGGUGGUGAUGGUCCAUGUUAAUGAAUAUUGUGUGCUUGCAGGUUGGCAUGUGCCCAUGUGCCAGCACUUCUUGCUUGCUGCCAGUAGCUAUUAUUGUGAAAUGCAUCAGGCAGCCAUGGCUUGAGUGUGCGCCCUCUGCUGGCUGGUCAUGCCUGAGUUGAACUGAAGCCACCUGGUUCCCUGGUUGUGGGUCAGGCUAGGGCUGGGCAGUGCCAGCCUUCAGUGACAUUUUGAACUGCCCUUCCCAGCCAAGGGGACAGGUUCCCCCAGGACAAACCAUAGAACCACUCUGAAAACAAAUGGAGAAAGAAGCAGGAAAGGUAUGGGAGCUUGAAUGAGAGGUGGGGAUGGAGAGCCACUCUGGGGCAUGUAAGAGCUGACUGGGGGGAAAUGCUGGCCCUGGAAAGGGAAGAUCAAUCUGCAGGGUUUGAAAGGAAAGUUUUCCUGUCUGUCUUGUGGUUGGUAGAGUGGGGAAGGGGGAAAACAGGGAGUGGACAAUUAUGUAGAGGCACUGGAGUCUGAGACUCAUCUUCCUCUCCAACCAUCUGCUCCACCCCUCCCCAAGACCACCCAACUUGGAGGGACCCCAGCCAGCCACUCACCCAACCAGCGGAAGUUUGGGGGUUGAGGACAAGAGAGUAAGGGGAACAGCAUGGAUAUCUGGAGAACAGGAAGAAUUUUCCAGGGUGAUGCCACCUCUCUUUUCUCUCCUCUUUCUCUCUGCCAAGCCUCGGCUCCUUCUCCCAAGGCUGCUAGUUAUUCUUUACUCCACCCCGACGCUCCUCAGCCCCCAUCAUUUUGAACCUCUCUAUCUCUAUGUCAAAAGUCUUCUGUGUCCUGGCACUUUUGAGGUUGGCAAUGUAGGAGAAGGUUCUUUUCAGGAAACAUCCAUGUGCACACACAUGUAGUCACUAGAGUGACAAAUUGGUCCCAGUUUCCUGAGGACUUUCCCAGUUUAUCAUUGAAAAUUCCACAUUGCAGGACCCCCUUGAGUCCCUGGAAAACUGAGGCAGUUGGUCACCUUGCCUAUUACCCAAGUCUUUGUUUUAGUGACUGUCCACACCCCCAGCAGAGGCCGAGAGAACCAAAGGAGGCCAAAGGAAAUCCAGUCCCUAGGGUCAUGCCAGGGCCACUGUGCAGCUUAAAACUAGGUUUGGGCUGGAGAUCUGAACUCGGGGGCAAGGAGUGUGCUUAGAGUGUCUGUUUAGUCCUGGGUGAGGGAAGAAAAUCCAUUGAGGGAGAUAGGGUGGGAGGCAGCUCAGGAGACGAGCUAAAGACAAAUCCAGCUUCUGUCUGAAGGGGUCUUCUUCCCUAAAAAAACAGACUGUCCUCACAUACUGGGACAGAGGUUCCCUAGUUUCCUGUUACAUAUUGGCCAUCUCACACACCCUUUGUGGUCAGAAAGCCCUUCCUCAACUCUGACCUCAGUUCUUGCUGCGGUUUCAGCCUAUUUCUUUUCAUCAUAUCC
Messenger RNA from Choloepus didactylus (southern two-toed sloth), 3382 nucleotides. It is a transcript of the gene LTB4R2, whose product is annotated as leukotriene B4 receptor 2. Gene Ontology annotation, molecular function: G protein-coupled peptide receptor activity; leukotriene B4 receptor activity. Lineage: Eukaryota; Metazoa; Chordata; Mammalia; Pilosa; Megalonychidae. The transcript is spliced from 3 exons. The record is from RefSeq and is a predicted model, not a curated record. Gene Ontology annotation, cellular component: membrane. Bases 616 to 1737 code for a protein of 373 amino acids. Gene Ontology annotation, biological process: inflammatory response; neuropeptide signaling pathway.